Molecule: messenger RNA, 2253 nt
Organism: Aspergillus homomorphus CBS 101889
Lineage: Eukaryota; Fungi; Ascomycota; Eurotiomycetes; Eurotiales; Aspergillaceae
Product: RING-H2 finger protein
Exons: 4
Coding region: 295-1983 (562 amino acids)
Source: RefSeq, a predicted model, not a curated record
ACCACACCACAACCACCACUUUUAGCUGUAGCCGCCGACGAUCGACCGGGUCCUGCACGGAGUGAUAUCACCCUGGUUGGGUCUGCGGUACCUGUUCGGACCCUGAAACCUUUAUGCCGGUGUUUAUCCUGCUCUGAUCAUCAUCAUCACUUACUCAUUGCCCCGUGGCUGAUGAUCGCCGGCCAUUCUCCAUCCCCCAUACUUGUAUCCUCCACCGUCUCCGUCCGCCUCGUCACUGUGGGGAACAACCGGCCUUUCUCCAGCAUCACUCAUCGCUAAAUAAGUGAUUUGCCGAUGGGUCCUCCCCGUCACCACCCGCCUUCUCCCUCUCCCUCUCCCUCUUCUUUUCUUCUUCUAGACCCUCCUCCUCUCGCCUUCUUUCUCUCCCUCCUCCUAAUUCUUCUCUCGCCCAUUGUCGCUGCAGAUACCUCGGCCGACUGGACGGUGCAGCCGUCCAAUAGCUCGGCGGAUCUCUCCUGGAUCGGUGACUAUAGAUUCCUGCUGAACAGCUCCCAGCUCCAGUUGUCUGCAUCCGUGACUUUGGCCCCGUUGACCCAGGCCCUGGUCAACCUUACCGACUCGGAUCUUACAACAUUUCAGAUCACCGGCAGCUUGGUGGAUGUGGACGCCACCAAUUCCCGCUCUUUAAGUAGCCAGGAUAUCGCUGUCAUCAGCUGCGACUCCUCUGUAUAUCACGGAAACUUAGAUGCUAGUGCAACUGUACAAUACGUCCUCACCGCGCAGCAAAAGGCAGCCGCCGUGAUCCUGUACAGUGCGUCCGCAACACACUGCACUUAUUCAUCUUCCGGUUCAUCCGCCAGCCCGUACGAGAACGUUUUUACUGUGCUGAACCCGCUCUGGUCGAAACCACUUCUCACGCAGCUUACUUCCCUUGGAGACGGCUCGUCUACCAUCUAUCCGAAAUCCACCAACAUGUCGUUCCUCGCCACGAACCCGAACCAGGUCGGGUCAACCGGAGAUAGUCCGAACACGGCCAUGAUCAUCUUGUAUACUAUCACGGGUAUUAUCACGGCGCUCUUUCUAGCCAUCAUCAUUACCGGUGCAGUCCGGGCUCAUCGCCAUCCUGAACGCUAUGGACCGCGGCAUACGGCGGGGCGACCGCGGCAAAGUCGAGCAAGAGGUAUAGCACGAGCCAUGCUCGACACGAUCCCGAUUGUCAAAUUCGGGGACAACAACACCGACAACGGCAAGACCGAUGCAGUCAAGGGGGAUGUAGAGAUGGGAAUGGGUCCCGAAACGCAGUCUCGUGAGACUCUCGAGGAGGGACGUGAAACGACGACCAUGCCCGCGACCACGAAUACGACGACGGAUGAGGUCUCCGCACCUGCAUCGCCUCAUUCCCAGGAGAUGCCGAUAACUGCGCCGCAUUCCACGGAUGAGCGACGCAGCACUGCCCCCGAUGCGGGAACAACCGAUUACCCGAACUUUUCCUGUCCAAUCUGCACGGACGACUUUGUCAAGGGCCAAGAUCUGCGCGUGCUUCCGUGCAACCACCAAUUCCACCCGGAGUGUAUCGAUCCCUGGUUGGUGAAUGUGUCUGGCACCUGCCCGCUUUGUCGGAUCGAUCUCAACCCCGCUCGACCCGAAGGCGAGGAAGGACAAGAGCAAGGCGAUAGCCACACGGAGACGGCUCCCGAGGCGGCCACCGCCACCCCAGCAGCGCCUGAGGCCAACAGCCACCAGCACCGUCACCGUCGUCUGAGCAGCUAUCUUCACAGCACGUUGAAUGCCCGCCGCAUGCGCGAUGCCAGCGUUGAGGAGCGUCUCGCAGCUUUGCGCAGUGUCCGGGAAGAGACGACUCGCCAGGACUCGCAGCCUGACCCUACCGAAGAGAGCGAUCGGCGGCGAAGCGGUCUGACGAGACGGCUGCGCGAGCGCUUCCGCGUGCGCACGCGGGCGCACGGAGCCGAGCCGGCACCAGAGGAAGCACCGGUCACGCCCGCCCCUGCCACCACCCAGUGACGAUCUACCUAACAUGACUUCUAUCUGUAUAUGUUGUAUGUUCUUUUUUGUUUGAGCAUCGCACGCACGCACGCAGAAGAUGCAUCUUUUUCUCUUUUUCUAUCUUUCUUUUUUUUUUUUCUUUUCGAAGCAUGUGAUACUACGCUGUGGAUUUAUACACGGGUUGUAUAGUAUGUACAUGGCGACGACGAUGAUAACGACACCACCUGACAACGACAAAGAUGAUGACGAGGAUGGGAUGCUGUGACAUAGCCUAGCCUGGCUGCUAUC